Messenger RNA from Kogia breviceps (pygmy sperm whale), 1940 nucleotides. It is a transcript of the gene TIRAP, whose product is annotated as TIR domain containing adaptor protein. Gene Ontology annotation, molecular function: Toll-like receptor 4 binding; Toll-like receptor 2 binding. Gene Ontology annotation, cellular component: plasma membrane; cytoplasm. Gene Ontology annotation, biological process: positive regulation of tumor necrosis factor production; positive regulation of chemokine (C-X-C motif) ligand 2 production; canonical NF-kappaB signal transduction. The record is from RefSeq and is a predicted model, not a curated record. NCBI's taxonomy places the organism in Eukaryota, Metazoa, Chordata, Mammalia, Artiodactyla, Physeteridae.
CCCGAAUGCAACCCUGGCCAGGUGGCACAGAGAACGGUCACUCUGCUGGCCAUGCUGAGCUCAUACUCUGAUGGCUGUUGGAUGAGAUCGAGACUGGAUCCCCUCCCUUCUCCCACUUUACCAAUGCCUGAUCUCAUGGGGUUAGUUUGGACCCCACCACUAUGGCAUCAUCAACUUCCUUGCCAACUCCUCGUUCCAGGUCCAAGAAGCCUCUGGGCAAAAUGGCUGACUGGUUCAGGCAGGCCCUGUCGAGAAAGCCCACAAAGAUGCCCGUCUCCCCAGAAAGCACCCUCGGCGACGUUUCACAGCCGAGCUCCUCGGACAGGCCCCCACCCGUGGGCCCCAGCUCAGAGGUGUCUCCCACCCCGCCACCGACACCCUUGGGCGCCCACGGCAGCAGUAGCAGCAGCCGCGCCCGCUGGAGCAAGGACUAUGAUGUGUGCGUGUGUCACAGCGAGGAGGACCUGGCGGCCGCCCAGGAGCUGGUCUCCUACCUAGAAGGCAGCGAUGCCGGCCUGCGCUGCUUCUUGCAGCUUCGCGACGCAACCCCCGGCGGCGCCAUAGUGUCCGAGCUGUGCCAGGCGCUGAGCAACAGCCACUGUCGCGUGCUGCUUAUCACGCCGGGCUUCCUCCGGGACCCGUGGUGCAGGUACCAGAUGCUGCAGGCGCUGAGCGAGGCCCCCGGGGCGGAGGGCCGCACCAUCCCCCUGAUGUCAGGCCUCAGCAGAGCCGCCUACCCCGCCGAGCUCCGAUUCAUGUACUUCGUGGACGGCUGGGGUCCCGACGGUGGCUUUCGCCAAGUCAAGGAGGCUGUCACGCGGUAUCUGCAGACCCUCAGCUGACACUUCUUACAUCAACACGGAUGCAGACAGUUGGAGCAAAGCUGGAAAUGCAGUGAGAGGGCCUAGGACCUUGGAUUCCAGCAGAUGUGCCCAGUUGUAAGGAGUAAGUUUGCAGCACGUUGUAUGUGACCCUGGGAUCAGAUAGUCCGUGGCCUCCAUAACCGUGGGCUCCCAGGAAGGCCCUGGGGAAGCUGGGGCCUCCCCCAGGGAGGCCUGGAGAAGCUGGGGCCUCCCCCAGGGAGGCCUGGAGAAGCUGGGGCCUCCCCCAGGAAGGCUGUGAGGGAGCUGGGGACUCCCCCAGCAAGGCCUGGGGAAGCCAGAAAGUGGAGGUGGAAGGAAGUGCUGAUACCAAGACAUCACCCACGUGUUGCCUCCUGUGUGGCUGGACGUGAAGCCUGGCAUAUCGUGCCUAUGUCUUCUUCCCCUGGAAUCAGGCGCUGGUGUCUAGGUGCCUUCCUCCUGAAGAGGUGACUCACCUGAGUAGGGAGCUGGAAGCCCGGACUGCUCGCCUCAGCUGGGUGCUUUUCCCAGUUGCCUGGGGAAGCCCUGAGCAGGUGUCAGGACAGAACAACAGGUAUAGCGUCUCUCACACUCACGCUCUCGCCGGCGUCUCCCAGUGCGCCGUUCACUUCCGAAAGUUGCGUGGAAGAUGCCCUCGGCACACCUACAGAACAGAUACUGUCCUGUAUUCGUUUUACUGCAGGCCUGUCAUUAAAGACUCACACCUAGAAAGGAGUCCGAAUAGACAGAAGAGGGGAGGGAGCAGGUGGGGUGAAGAGAAGGAAAGCUCAGACCCUUUAGCCGGGAUCAAGAGCCCACCCACCAAUGCUCUGACAUAUGGGGACCUCAUCAGGCGUCUGGCCAGAACUCCUGCUUUUACAGUAGUUCCUGCACCUCUGCACUCACAGGAAUCAGCGUAUUUCUUCUGGCAGAUGAUUGUCUACCUUGUAGGACAGGCAGAGUUUUAUUUAUCUGUUCUCAGUAAAACUUGGUUGUUAAACUGAAAUGAAUUUAUGAUUCCCCUGAUGUGUACUUUUGUGUCUCUUCUCCCACUUCCCCCACCACAUCUCCUCCUUUUACUGAAAAAAAUGUGUAUAU